AUGGACGAGAAGAACUAUCUCGCCUCCAAAGACGCCAAAAAUGCGGUGGGAAUCCAUCGCGGACCUCUGCCUGAGAAUGGCGAGGGGUAUGACCUUGAGCAUAUCGAGACGGCCGAUACGAUCACUCUAGAGAAGGUCAAGAGGACGCCCACGCAGAAUCUCCGGCGGCAUUGGGCUCGCCCCUUGCCAUUUGAUUUGCGUGUACGGAAAUUAACAAACAACAGUUUCCUUCUCAUCAUCCCCGCCAUUGCGCAGCGAGUCGUGGAUAACUCGACGCUGCUACUAGUCAAAGCCGACGUCAUGCACCCCCGACCUGAAUCCGUGCAGCUCACGAUUGAGUCUGCACUGAAGCUUCCUCUGGGUGUUCCGGUGCGCAUUGAUCCGAUGACUUUAAGUCUGUUCAACCGUGCCUCACCCGGAAAUGGCACAUGGGGAAAAUUGUAUCUGAAAGACUACACGAUCAGCGGCAACACGACGCUGGGAGUAGAUAAGCAGUUCACUCCAUUGAAUGUCGCCGAGUGGACGCAGUACGUGCACAACGUCGUGUUCAUGAAGCACGGUCCGCUAUCGGUAUGGGGCAAGACCACCGCCUAUCUAGGACAGAUCAAAAACCACAUCACGAUGGACAAGGAUAUUCCCCAGAACACCCUGAAUUCCUUCGAAGGCUUCGCCAUCAAAGACACUCAGCUCCUGCUCCCCGCUCGAGAAGACGGAACUAAUCUCAUCGCCAACGCAACCCUACCUAACCCCUCCGUUCUAACACUCGAAAUUGGCACAACUACCCUUGAUGUUAAAUCCGGCGACCUCGUCAUCGGCAACGCCACCCUCGACAACCUCAUCCUCCGGCCAGGCAACCACUCGACUCCAGUGCACGGGAUGCUCGACCUCCGCGUGUUGAUCAAAAACCUACGCACCGUACUCGCCACCCAGCUCGAAUCCAUCCGAGACGGGACCCUCACCCUCGAUACGGUCGGCAAGUCGGUAUUCUACGACGGCACCGAAGUACCCUACUACACGAACGUCAUGAAGAACCUCACCAUGACAGCCCAAGUGCCGCUCGCCGGACUCAUCACAAACACCCUCCGCGGCGUACUUCGGCCCAACGGCACGAAUAUCUUCUCCCAAGCGGCCGAUAACAUGGACAUGACUGAGGAGGGACAGAACAUGCUUGAUCACAUAGCGGGUAAGGCUCGAGACGAGAGCAGUACAGAAUCAUCCUUGAAGGAACGAUCAUUCGAAGACCAGCAGCUCUGGGAUGAUCUAAUUAACGAUCCGGUGAAACGGGAUAACAUAUUAGAUGUGAUAGAGGGGUUGAACCUAUAA
Messenger RNA from Aspergillus affinis, 1323 nucleotides. RefSeq names its product DUF3712 domain-containing protein. NCBI's taxonomy places the organism in Eukaryota, Fungi, Ascomycota, Eurotiomycetes, Eurotiales, Aspergillaceae. The coding region runs from base 1 to 1323 and encodes 440 amino acids. The record is from RefSeq and is a predicted model, not a curated record. The transcript is spliced from 4 exons. Gene Ontology annotation, cellular component: fungal-type vacuole membrane.